AUGUGCACCUGGAAGGUGACCAAUUCUUUCUCUUUCUUGAAUGUUGCAAGUGGGAGUGGUGUUCCUCCUAGUACAAGACCUCAAACUUGUAAGCGCUGUAAAGGAUGCUCGUACAAACUGGCAUAUUUUGGAUGGAGAGUACAUGUGGUACAUGUAAGGGAACUGGCAAAAUUGUAUCGAUCUGCAAGUUAUGCAAAGGUGCAAAGGAUUGACAACAAUGAAACUACAAAGAUUUAUAGAAGUGGUGGUGCAGAUCCUGAUGGAGAUAACCCUGGUGAUCUUUACGUUACUAUCAAGAUUAGGGAAGAUCCUCUCUUCUAUAGAGAAGGAUCUGAUAUUUAUGUAAAUGUUAUCUUAAGUAUCACUCAGUUUGGGUGUGAUGGAUUUGGCUUUGAUUUAUGGGUUGACAACAAUGAAACUAUAAAGGUUUAUAGAAGUGGUGGUGCAAAUCCUGAUGGAGAUAACCCUGGUGAUCUCUAUGUUACUGUUAGGGAAGAUCAUCUCUUCUGUAGAGAAGAAUCUGAUACUCAUGUAAUUUCCGUAGAGAAGGAUAUGAUAUUCAUGUAG
Molecule: messenger RNA, 567 nt
Organism: Sphenostylis stenocarpa
Lineage: Eukaryota; Viridiplantae; Streptophyta; Magnoliopsida; Fabales; Fabaceae
Source: the annotation of a GenBank genome assembly